AUGUCAAAAAAGGGAAACAAGAAAUCUGUAAAGAUGGACUUAGGUUCAUUUUUAACAGAUGAAAGUUUCGGUGGUACUUCUUGGGCAGAUGAAGAAGUUGAUAUGAGUUCUAUUGGAGUAUCAAUAGAUAAACCAUCAAGUAAUGCAUCAACUUCAUAUACUACUAAUACUUCAAUGGAUUCAAACAAUGAAGGUGGAUAUGAAAGAAGAGAACGUAAAGAAUUUCCAAUCCCGGAUAAUCCACCUUUUAAAGCAAGAAUAUCAAAUUUACCAUGGGAAUUUGGAGAAACUGAUUUAAUUCGAUUUUUUGAAGAUCGUAUGCAAAAUAAAGAAAUUAUUCAAGAUAUAAAAUUACCAAUUGAUAGAGAAACUAAUAGAUUAAGAGGAUAUGGUUUUAUUACUUUUAAAUCAAAAGAAUUAUUAGAAGAAUCAUUAAAUUUAACAUUAUCUGAAUUUCAAGGUAGAAAAAUUUUUGUAAAUGUUGCACCACCAAGAGAUGAAGAUUCAAAUUUUGGAAGAUCAUCAGGUAAUAGAGUAGAAUUGGAUUGGGGUGCAGCAAGAUCAUCAACUAGUCAAUUACCACCAAGAGAUGAUAAAUUUUCAAGAGAUAGAUCAGAAAGAGGUGAGAGACCAGAAAGAAGAAGAAAAGAAGAACCAAGUUUAGAUUGGGAAUCAGCAAGAUCAACUACAAGUAGUUUACCACCAAGAGAAGAUAAAUAUCCACCAAGAGAAGAUAGAGGAGAUAGACCACCAAGAAGAAGAAAAGAAGAAUCAAAUUUAGAUUGGGGAGCAGCAAGAUCAACCACCAGUCAAUUACCACCAAGAGAAGAUAAAUAUUCACCAAGAGAAGAUAGAGGAGAUAAAUUCCAAAGAAGAAAUAGAAAUGAAACAUCAUCACCAACAUCAGCCUCAAAAGAACAAGAUUUUGAUUGGAAUAGAGGUCAAUCAUUACCACAAAAACAAAGAUCAAUUUCUGCAUCAUCAAAACCAAAAGAAGAUAAUUUAGAUUGGUCAUCAGCAAGAUCAACCACUACAACAUUACCACCAAGAGAAAGAUCAAAUAGAAGAAAUAAUAAUAGUCAAAAUAAACCAGAAUCUUUAACAUCAUCUACAUCAUCAUCAAAAGAAGAUUUUGAUUGGAGUAGAGGACAAUCAUUACCACAAAGAACUCCAAGAUCAAAACCACAACAACCAAAAGAAUCUAAAAAGGAAGAAGAUUCAAAACAAAGAGGUCCACAAGCUUCUCAAUUUAGUGUAUUAUCUAUAGACGAUGAUGAAGAAGAAGAAGAAGAAGAAGAAGAUGCAGAAGAGGAACAAAAAGAAUAG
Lodderomyces jiufengensis is the source of this 1326-nucleotide messenger RNA. It is a transcript of the gene TIF3, whose product is annotated as Tif3p. The transcript has a single exon. Gene Ontology annotation, molecular function: RNA binding. The record is from RefSeq and is a predicted model, not a curated record. NCBI's taxonomy places the organism in Eukaryota, Fungi, Ascomycota, Pichiomycetes, Serinales, Debaryomycetaceae. Bases 1 to 1326 code for a protein of 441 amino acids.